Messenger RNA from Planococcus citri (citrus mealybug), 1146 nucleotides. Its product is annotated as mediator of RNA polymerase II transcription subunit 6-like. The transcript has 5 exons. Bases 139 to 915 code for a protein of 258 amino acids. Gene Ontology annotation, biological process: regulation of transcription by RNA polymerase II. Gene Ontology annotation, molecular function: transcription coactivator activity. The record is from RefSeq and is a predicted model, not a curated record. Lineage: Eukaryota; Metazoa; Arthropoda; Insecta; Hemiptera; Pseudococcidae. Gene Ontology annotation, cellular component: mediator complex; core mediator complex.
AUAAAAAUGUUCGCCGAUGGAUUCUCUUAGAUUUUCCUUAUAUUUUUAUCCUAGAAUUUGAUUUUCUAUCAAAUUUAAGCAAUUAAAAUUAGUUAAAAUGGUUGAGUUAUGGUUGUAAAUAGUUUAUGGUAGUGUAGUAUGAUGCCAGGAAGAGUUCCCUGUGUACCGAAUGAAAACCCUUUAAGUAUAUCAUGGCACGACAGUGCUUGGGUCCCCUUGGUGAAUUCAUCCAACGUUCUGGAUUACUUUUCCGAAAGAAGCAAUCCAUUCUAUGAUCGAACCUGCAAUAAUGAAACACUCAAAAUGCAAAGGAUGAGUCUGGAGCAGCUGGUAAAUAUGACCGGAUUGGAGUACACUCUGCUGCACGUUCAAGAGCCUAUAUUAUACGUGAUACGGAAACAACAUCGAGCAUCUCCUACUCAAGCAGUACCCGUAGCAGAUUACUAUAUCAUUGCUGGAACCGUUUAUCAAGCUCCUGAUCUCAUAUCUGUGGUGAAUUCCAGACUGCUCACCACAGUUUCACAUUUACAAUCGGCGUUCGAUGAUUUAUUCGGAAUUACCAAAUAUCAGCCAUCCAAAGGGUAUUCGUGGGAUGUCAAGACGCCAUCCAACGCCCCAGGUAGCGUUGUCAAAAAAGAUAAUAAAGAAGAGCCUAGCUCUAACUUCCAACGCCAAAGAGUAGACAUGCUGUUGAUGGAGUUGACACGUCGAUUCCCUCCUCCCAUCGUGAAACCUCCUACUGUGGAAAUUGCUGAAAACAAUGUGGUAGAGAAUCCAGCUCCGAAACAAGAACCAGCCGGUACGAGUGGUAGGGCUGAAAUUAAACACGAGUCCAGGGAUGACCCUAGAUCAGAACAACCUGUUACAUCGCCUUCGAUGAAACCUCCCCCGGAAAAGAAACCAAGAAUUGCGUAAUCGAAUAUCCCAAAGCUGCUGAAGACGUUACCUUAGCAACUUGUUUGGUUGUGCGAUUUUUGGUCAAUUUUUACUACAUAUAUAAUUGAUUUACCUGUGAUGUGAAAAACGAAAAUUUGAAAGUUGAAAGUAAAAUAAUCAACGUGAAGUAUUCUAGUAAUUUCUAUAAUAAACUCUUUUAAAUGUAAUUUUAUAAAUGUAAAAUAUAUGUUCGAAUUGGGAGAAAAGUAA